AUCAUCAUGUUAAUUUGCAAUUUAUUAGCACUGCCAAAUUCAAUCAACAUUGCUUAAUUUCUUGAAUGAUGUGUAGUAUAAUGGAUAAGAACACAGCAAAAAACAAUCCAUAAGAUUGAAACUACACAUGACUAACUACCAGUCAACGCUAGUCAAAACUACCAGUCUCUUACCUUAUUAUCUACAAAUUUCCAACAAUAAAUGCAGCAGGUAGUUUCUAUGAUCUACAUAGUACAGUCUUCCAUAUUAAAAAUUUCAUCAUCAAUUUUCUUCAACUUCUGCAAAACCUUCUCCAACUUAGUGGCAUGUCAAGACCAGGGAAUAAGAUCAUUCAAGCCAAGCUGGUGCUUCUUGGAGACAUGGGAACAGGAAAAACUAGUUUAGCAUUAAGAUUUGUUAAAGGCCAUUUCUAUCAAAACCAGGAACCAACCAUAGGAGCUGCUUUUUUCACACAAAUAUUAUCGUUAUCUGAGGCGACCGUAAAGUUUGAUAUAUGGGACACAGCAGGACAAGAACGAUAUCAUAGUUUAGCUCCGAUGUAUUAUCGCGGUGCAGCAGCAGCAAUUGUUGUUUAUGACAUCUCUAGCAUUGAUACAUUUGUUCGAGCGAAAAAAUGGGUUCAGGAAUUGCAAAGACAUGGAAGUCAGAAAUUGGUGAUGGCAUUAGUAGCAAACAAAUGUGACUUGGAGCCAAAGAGAGAAGUUGAAACAGAGGAAGGAGAUCAAUUUGCUCAAGAAAAUGGAAUGUUCUACAUGGAAACAUCUGCUAAAACUGCUGAGAACAUCAAUGAGCUUUUCUAUGAAAUAGGAAGGAGACUAGUAAAAGCUUUCCCAUCAAAACCUACUGGAAUAAAUCUAAAAAGUGAAAUACAAGAUGGUGGGAGAAAGUUUUUUUGUUGCUCAUCGUGAUAUUUCAAUGUGCACGGAGUACAACAAAUUGAAGUGGUUAUAAUUUAUAAGAAGAUUUUCUGAAGUGGAAAGGAAGCAAUGACUCUGAUUUAGAGUACAUGACCAUCCUAUAUUAUCUAAAAAAUUUACAAUUAGUUUUGUUUGAUGUUUAUCCCACAUUAUUAUUAGUAGA
Messenger RNA from Lathyrus oleraceus (garden pea), 1080 nucleotides. RefSeq names its product ras-related protein RHN1. The coding region runs from base 306 to 908 and encodes 200 amino acids. The record is from RefSeq and is a predicted model, not a curated record. Gene Ontology annotation, molecular function: GTP binding; GTPase activity. The transcript is spliced from 8 exons. Lineage: Eukaryota; Viridiplantae; Streptophyta; Magnoliopsida; Fabales; Fabaceae.